Messenger RNA from Vicia villosa (hairy vetch), 4457 nucleotides. RefSeq names its product putative disease resistance RPP13-like protein 1. The record is from RefSeq and is a predicted model, not a curated record. Bases 566 to 4363 code for a protein of 1265 amino acids. The transcript has a single exon. Gene Ontology annotation, biological process: defense response to other organism. Gene Ontology annotation, molecular function: ADP binding. NCBI's taxonomy places the organism in Eukaryota, Viridiplantae, Streptophyta, Magnoliopsida, Fabales, Fabaceae.
CGCAACUUAAAAUCUGCAAAGGUAACAAAUAUGUCAAAUGAUCCUAACUCAAUGGAAAGAUAGCUUGAAUUUAACUACAAUUUAACUACAUUUUCCUAGUCACCUUUAUUCCAUAGAAGAAAUGGAAAUAGAAGGUUGUGGUCGUCUAUCGGAAACACCGCCUACUAUGCAUUGGCUUGUGUCAAUUUACACAACAGUAUUCAAGUACACCAUAUUUGACUGUGUGGUUGUGUUAUGUCUUUGUUACGGGCCCAUGCCCUAAAUGAGGUUGAGAAAUUUCACUGGAUAUGGAUCCAUAAACCAUUAAUGUGCAUUUCUCGGAAACAAACAAGUAAUAUUCAUUCACUUGUGAGUCUUGUUGUGUCUGUCUACCUUUUACAGCCAACCAUUCAUCCAAAAACGCUACUCUUAUCCAUUCAUUCACAUGCCAUUGAGUCGUUGCUCCUUACUUUCUAUUAAUAUUACUGCUAUCUCUCAAUCUUCAUAGCUCUUACUCUUUUUCAAAAUUCAGCUAUUAGCUACAACUUUCUUACUAGUUGAUUUGCUUUAAUAAAAUCCAAACAAGAUGGCUGCAACUAUGAUAGGAGGUGCUUUUCUCUCUGCAACUCUUCAAACCUUACUUGAGAAUCUUGCCUCAACAGAGUUUCUUGAUUACAUCCGAAACACCAAGCUCGAUGUCACACUCUUGAGAAAGUUACAAACAACCCUGCUCACUCUUCAGGUUGUUCUGGAUGAUGCAGAAGAGAAGCAGAUCAGCACUCAUGCUGUCAAAAAUUGGCUAGAUGACUUGAAAGAUGUUGUCUUAGAUGCUGAGGAUUUGGUCGGUGAAAUAAGUUACGACUCCCUUCGCUGCAAGAUGGAGAAUAGACAAGCUGGAAGCAGAACUAAUCAGGUGUUGAGUUUUCUUUCAUCUCCUUUCAAAAAUUUCUAUCGAGAUAUCAAUUCCCAAUUGAAGAUCAUGUGUGAAACCCUUGAACCUUUUGCACAACAUAAAGAUACCCUUGGAUUGCAAACAAAAAGUGCUAGACUUUCACGAAGACCACCAUCAAGUUCAGGGGUUAAUGAAUCUGUCAUAGUCGGUAGGGAGGUUGAUAAAGAAUCAAUCAUCAAUACGCUUGUAUCAAAUUGUGGCACCAGCAAAAACAAUAAUUUAGGUGUUGUUGCAAUUUUGGGUAUGGGAGGUGUCGGAAAAACGACUCUUGCUCAACUGGUUUACAAUAAUGAAAAAGUUGAACAACAUUUUGAUUUCAAAGUCUGGGUUUGUGUAUCAGAGGACUUCGAUGUUGUGAGAGUAACCAAGAGCCUCCUUGAAUCUGUUAUUAGAAAUACAACAUCUGCUUCUUCAAAGGUAUGGGAAAGCGAUAACCUUGAUAUUCUUCGAGUUGAAUUAAAUAAAGUCACGAGGAAGAAAAGAUUUUUGUUUGUGCUGGACGAUUUGUGGAAUGAUAGUUACAAUGACUGGGAUGAGCUAGUAAGUCCUCUUGUUGAUGGAAACCCUGGAAGUUCGGUGAUUAUAACAACGCGUCAACAAAAAGUUGCAGAGAUGACAAAGACAUUUCCUAUCUAUAAAUUAGACCCUCUGUCACAUGAAGAUUGUUGGUCUAUACUCUCAAAACAUGCAUUGGGUAGUGAUGAACAUCAACCUAGUAAAAACACAGCCCUUGAAAAGAUUGGUAGGAAGAUUGCAAGAAAGUGUGGUGGAUUGCCAAUAGCUGCAAAAGCUCUGGGAGGACUUCUACGCUCAAGGGUAGACACAAUGGCGUGGACUGAUAUUUUGAACAGCAAUGUAUGGAACUUACCAAAUGAUAAUAUUAUGCCUGCAUUACAUUUGAGUUACCAAUAUCUUCCCUCUCAUUUGAAAAGAUGUUUUGCAUAUUGUUCAAUUUUUUCAAAAGAUUAUCCACUUAAUAGGGAGAAAUUGGUUUUGUUGUGGAUGGCAGAGGGCUUCCUUGAUUACUCUGACGAGGGAAAAUUGCCAGAGGAAGUAGGUGAUGGUUGCUUUGCUGAAUUAUUGUCUAGGUCCUUAAUUCAACAAUCAAAUGAUGGUGCUCGUGGAAAAUUGUUUGUCAUGCAUGACCUUAUCAACGACUUAGCUACAUCAGUAUCUAGAAAAAUUUGUAGUAGGUCUGAAUGUGGUGACAUUCCUGAAAAGGUUCGUUAUUUGUCAUAUAUUCAAGAUGAGUAUGAUAUUCUCAUGAAGUUUAAGCCUUUCUACAAUUAUAAAUGCGUACGAAGCUUCCUACCAAUUUCCAGUAAUUGGUUUAGAGCUACCUUGUCCAUUAAGGUGGUUGAUGAUUUGUUGCCAACAUUCAAAAGGUUGCGGGUGUUAUCGCUUUCAAAGUAUGUAAACAUCACCAAGCUACCAGAUUCAAUUGGUAAUUUGGUGCAAUUGCGAUAUCUAGAUUUGUCCUUCACUAAUAUCAAAAGCUUGCCUGAUACAGUAUGUAACCUUUACAAUUUGCAAACUUUGAAUUUAUUAGGUUGCUCCAGACUCACUGAAUUGCCUGUGCAUAUGGGAAAUUUAAUCAGCUUACGUCACCUUGAUAUAAGUGGGACUGCCAUAAAAGAGUUGCCUAUGGAAAUUGGUGAGCUAGAAAACCUCCAAACUUUGUCUGUUUUUUUAGUGGGUAAGCGAAAUAAAGGGUUAAGUAUCAAAGAGGUAAGGAAAUUCCCAAACCUACAAGGAAAAUUUACCAUAAAAAACCUUAACAAUAUCGUUGAUGCAAAAGAGGCGGAAGAUGCCAACCUGAAAAACAAAGAGAAAAUUGAGGAGUUAGAGCUGAUAUGGGGAAAAGAAAGUGAAGAUUCACUAAAUGUGAAAAUUGUGCUCGAAAUGUUGCGACCACCAAUAAACUUGAAGAGCCUAGUCAUUGAUUUGUAUGGAGGAACAAGUUUUCCGAAUUGGUUGGGAAAUUCUUCAUUUUCUAACAUGGUGUCCAUUGACAUUCGUAAUAGUGAAUACUGCAUGACACUUCCACCGCUAGGCCAACUACCUUCCCUCAAGAAGCUUAGUAUAUCGAAUUUGUUGUUAUUGGAGACAAUUGGCCCAGAGUUCUAUUGUGUUGAGGAAGGAGAAUGUUCCAGUUCUACCUUCCAACCAUUUCCUUCCCUUGAGCAUAUGAAAUUUCACAGCAUGCCAAAUUGGAAGGAUUGGAUUUCCUUUGAAGGCAUAAAUUUUGCAUUUCCCCGACUUAGAACUAUGGUGUUACGUGAUUGUCCUGUACUAACAGGAGAUUUGCCUGACCACCUUUCAUGCAUGGAAGACAUUGAAAUAAAAGGUUGUUAUAAGCUAUUGGAAACUACCCAUACUUUGAAUUGGCUAUCGGCAAUCAAAAUAGUGACAAUUAAAAAAGAUUUUAAUCAUGAAGUUUUUUCGACCGACUCUCCCUUGCAACAUGCAGCUGCUGCUGAAAGUUAUCCAAUGUUUAUUUCUAGAAUGAUGACGAGUAGUAUUUGUCUUACUCACUUGCUACUCCGGAAUAUUCAAUCUCUCACUGCAUUUCCCACAAAUGGUCUGCCCACUUCAUUGCAGUCACUUUAUAUUGAUGGGUGUAGGAAGUUAUCCUUCAUGCCUUUCGAAACAUUUCAAAAUUACACAUCACUUGUGAGUCUUUAUAUGUGGGAUAGCUGUGAUUCACUUACAUCAUUUCCACUUGAUGGUUUCCCUGCGCUCCAAACACUUUCCAUUCAUGGUUGUAGGAGUAUGAAUUCCAUUUUUAUUUCAGAUAGUCCUUCAGAUCGGCAGUCAACCCUCCAAUCACUUAAAAUCACAUCAGUUGGAUCACUUAAAGUCAAUCUUCGAUUGGACACGCUCACCAAUCUUGAACAUUUGAAUCUUUGCUGUCAUGGAGAGUUGUCAUUUUGUGAAGGAGUCUGUCUACCCUCCAAAUUACAAACAAUUGAUAUUUCUUUCGGAAGAACAAAGCCGCAUGUAAAAGAAUGGGGUCUCCAAGACCUAACCGCUCUUUCAAGAUUGAAAAUUCAAGAAAGCAGUGAAAUGGAAAACACCUCGACGGUCGCUUCGUUGCUCCCCAUCUCCCUUGUGUCUCUCUGUGUCGGUGAUAAUAUGUCCUUUGAUGGAAGUGGGCUUCGACACUUCUCCUCUCUCCAAAAUCUCGACUUUGUUGAUUGUCGACAUCUAAAGUCAUUGCCAGAAAACUGCCUUCCUUCCUCGCUGAAAUCACUUCAAUUUGAUGAUUGUAAACAACUAGAGUCAUUACCAGAAGACAGCCUCCCUACCUCUCUUAAGAAACUCACCAUCAGAGAUUGCCCUCUGCUAGAAGAAAGGUAUAAAAGGAAGGAAAACUGGUCCAAAAUUGCUCACAUCCCUGUCAUACAAAUAGAUGACCAACUCACAAUAUGAAAAUGAGUUGACUUCCUAAUGUUUCAGGUAUGAUUUUCUCUUUCAUAAUUGUUUAAUUAUGUUCACAAUCCAAACACAUCUCUAAAUAUUUUCA